AUGGCCCAUGCCGGCGAGCAGGCGGCUGGAGAUGGGAGCGGUCUGGCACCGGCCACCGUAGCGGUGGCCGUGGUGAUUGCGGGAUCUGCGGCAGUGAUCGUGGUGCAGCUGCUCCGUUCCAUCCUUUUGAGGGUGGCCGGUAUAUACAGCACACCAAAGCGGGGUCAGCGCCCUGCCGCGGCGCAGCACGCCUCCACCACCCCCGGCACGGGCCUCAAGUCGCUGAUGAAGCAGGCGGCCCUGGCCAAGCGCGCCGCCGGCCCCGACUUUGUCCCCGACUCCGAGCUGCACCUGGCCAGCCUGCGCAGCACCACCGGCGCGGUCCUGGGCCUGGCCUGGUCGGCAGACGGGGACGCCCUGGCGGCGGCCACUGACGGGGGUAGCCUGCAGGGGGCCAGCGACGUGGCCUUCGGCGCAGGGCCCAGCAGCCUGGCGGUGCUCACGCGGGGCGAGGGCGGCGCGCCCGCCGUGACGUUGCUGACACUGCCCAGGGGCCCACAUGGCGACCCGGAGCCGGCCUGGACGCGGCACGGGGCGCACGCGGCCGCCAACGAGGGGCGGUGCCUGGAGGCCAGCGCCGGCAGCAAGGCGGGGUACCCCAUCAUCAUCAGCAGCUCAAACAAGACGGACAUCCACGUCUACUCUGGCACGGGGGAGGACCUGGGCACCAUAGACACUGGCGGCUUCGAGAACUAUGCCGCCGCGGUGUCCUCCGACGGGCGAUGGGUGGCGGCCGCGACGUUCACCAAUGACAUCUACGAGGUGGCGUUCGACAGGCAGGGCACCUUCACCGGCCUGCACAAGGCCAUGGCCCUGAAGGGCCAUGCCGCGCGCGUGCUGGCCCUGGCCUUCUCCCCGGACCUGGGGCGCUGCGCAACGGCCUCCGCCGACGGCACGCUCCGGCUGUGGAACAUCGGCGUGCGCUACGCGCUGGCCGAGGACCCCAAGCUGCUGGCGACGGCGCGGCUGCCGCUGGCGCUGGACCCCAAGCUGCGCGCGCGGCUGGCGUGGGGCGCAGGGGGGGUGAUCGCGCUGUCCAACGGGCACCGCCUCGCCUUCUUCGACGAGGCGGGGGCCGACCUCCUGGCCAGCGUGCCCGACGCGCACACCGCGCCCAUCGCCGCGCUGGCCUGGUGCCCGGGCAGGCUGACCGCCCUGGAGCGGCCCACCUGGACGCUGGCGACGGGGGGUGGGGACGCCAGGGUCAGGCUGUGGCGCUCCCCGGAGCGCAGCGCGGGCAGGAGGGUUUGA
Auxenochlorella protothecoides is the source of this 1251-nucleotide messenger RNA. Its product is annotated as Transducin beta-like protein 2. The transcript has 6 exons. The record is from RefSeq and is a predicted model, not a curated record. Gene Ontology annotation, molecular function: protein binding. Lineage: Eukaryota; Viridiplantae; Chlorophyta; Trebouxiophyceae; Chlorellales; Chlorellaceae. Bases 1 to 1251 code for a protein of 416 amino acids.